AUGGACUACACAAUGCUGAAACACCAAAACGUACGCCUAAGUACAGUCCAGAAACACUCAAACGUACGCCUAAGUACAGUCCAGAAACACUCAAACGUACGCCUAAGUACAGUCCAAAAACACUCAAUCGUACGCUUAAGUACAGUCCAGAAACACUCAAACGUACGCUUAAGUACAGUCCAGAAACACUCAAACGUACGCCUAAGUACAGUCCUGAAACACUCAAAACGCACGCCUAAGCACAGUGGGGAAACACUCAAACGAACUUCUAAAUACAGUCCAGAAACAUUCAACCGUACGCCUAAGCACCGUCCAAAAACACUCAAACGUACGCCUAAGUACAGUCCAGAAACACUCAAACGUACGCCUAAGCACAGUCCAAAAACACUCAAACGUACGCCUAAGCACAGUCAAGAAACACUCAAACGUACUUCUAAAUACAGUCCAGAGACACUCAAAACUCCAGAAACACUUAAACGUACGCCUAAGUACAGUCCAGAAACACCAAAACGGAGGCCUAAGUACAGUCCAGAAACACUCAAACGUACGCCUAAGUACAGUCCAGAAACACCAAAACGUACGCCUAAGUACAGUCCAGAAACACCAAAACGUACGCUUAAGUACAGUCCAGAAACACACAAACGUACGCCUAAGUACAGUCCAGAACCACACAAACGUACGCCUAAGUACAGUCCAGAACCACACAAACGUACGCCUAAGUACAGUCCAGAAACACACAAACGUACGCCUAAGUACAGUCCAGAAACAUCAAAACGUACGCCUAAGCACAGUCCAGAAACAUCAAAACGUACGCCUAAGUACAGUCAAGAAACACUCAAACGUACGCCUAAGUACAGUCCAGAAACACUCAAACGUACGCUUAAGUUCAGUCCAGAAACACUCAAACGUACGCCUAAGUACAGUCCAGAAACACUCAAACGUACGCCUAAGUACAGUCCAGAAACACUCAAACGUACGCCUGGGGGGAUGGAGAGGAUGAGUAUCGGGCGAUACGUGGGGAUGGGGGGAUGUUUCGGAAAUACGUCUGAUACUUACUCACAAUACUAG
Messenger RNA from Mizuhopecten yessoensis (Yesso scallop), 1068 nucleotides. Its product is annotated as extensin-like. The record is from RefSeq and is a predicted model, not a curated record. Lineage: Eukaryota; Metazoa; Mollusca; Bivalvia; Pectinida; Pectinidae. Bases 1 to 1068 code for a protein of 355 amino acids. Gene Ontology annotation, biological process: attachment of mitotic spindle microtubules to kinetochore. The transcript has 2 exons.